Messenger RNA from Merops nubicus (carmine bee-eater), 984 nucleotides. RefSeq names its product dual oxidase maturation factor 1-like. Gene Ontology annotation, cellular component: endoplasmic reticulum membrane. Lineage: Eukaryota; Metazoa; Chordata; Aves; Coraciiformes; Meropidae. The transcript is spliced from 6 exons. The record is from RefSeq and is a predicted model, not a curated record. Gene Ontology annotation, biological process: protein transport. Bases 1 to 984 code for a protein of 327 amino acids.
AUGACGCUGUGGAACGGCUCCUUCCCCUUCUACCCCAGCACCAAUGCGUGUUUCCCCUUCGAUACCAUCCAGGCCAUCAUUAUCUCCAUCUUCCUCUCUGUAUUGGCCACUUCCAUCAUCAUCCUGCCAGGGAUCCGGGGCAGGAGGAGACUCUUCUGGAUCCUGCGGGUGGUGAUGGGCCUCUUCAUGGGAGCCGUGGUCCUCACCAUACAGUUCACCAAGGACUGGGAGACCGGCUGGGUGAGAGCAAACACCUCCUACAAGUCCUUCAGCCAUGCCCUGGUUCAUGUGGACAUUGGGCUGCACAUUGGCCUGUCAGGGUUGAACAUCACACUGGUGGGAGACCCAGUGAAUCAGGUCAACGAGACCAUCAACUACAACGAGCACUUUGCCUGGAGUUUUGAUGCAGACUAUGACCACAGCUACAGUGAAGGGCUGGAGAAGGGGCUGCCCAGCCCCAUCCUCUACGUGGUGGAGAAGUUCACCACGCAAAGCCCCUGCAGUGUACAUAGGCAGUACCGCAUCUCCGGCCACUACGUGUCCCUCACACUGUGGAUGGCCUUUUGCAAGUGGUUCAUUUCCAUCCUGUUGUUCUCCAUGCCCAUCCUGCUCUAUGGUGGUUACAUGCUCCUGCUCACUGCUGCGCUGAUGCUCUUCUCACUGCUCUUCAUCUUCAUGGCAAGGAACACUCCAAAGUGUCCUAUCCAGUUUGGCCCAGCUUCCCUGAAAACAGACUAUGGUGGAUCCUUCUGGCUGACACUAGUGACUGGGCUGGUGUGCCUGCUGCUGGGGUUGGGCAUCAUCAUCCUGAACUCUGUGCAGUCGGAGAAGCUGAAGCUUGUCUUUAACCUGGAUGAGGCAAGGGGAGAAGAAGAGGAGGGGUGGGACAAGUCCUACCUGCCAGCCAAGCCCAGCUCCUCUGCCCAGGAUGCGCUGAUGGUUCCCCUGGGUGAGCUUUGUGAGGUGACAGCCACCCAGCUGUAA